Messenger RNA from Zasmidium cellare ATCC 36951, 1008 nucleotides. RefSeq lists its product as uncharacterized. The record is from RefSeq and is a predicted model, not a curated record. The coding region runs from base 1 to 1008 and encodes 335 amino acids. Lineage: Eukaryota; Fungi; Ascomycota; Dothideomycetes; Mycosphaerellales; Mycosphaerellaceae. The transcript has a single exon.
AUGGGAAUUGAACAUCACUUCAACGGCGACAGCUCAUUACUCAAUGAGACCGCCAUAGAACGCAACGAUGUCAGGAAGGCUCUCUCUGUCCUGCACAAGUCGCUGCAGCGCAUCGAAUCAGUGCCCACUCAGAUCACUGCCGAGAUCAGGUUGAAUGUCUCUGGCCCAAACCCCAAGGAACACAUCUACACCGUUGCCAUUACCGAUUCGCAAUUCGACUCUGACUUGUUCGCCCGGACCAAGACCCCUGCAAAGGUCUCCAAGCGCACCGUCGCUCCUGCCAGCUCGCCGCCUGCCUCUAUCUAUGGCCAAGGUGAUAGACGAGCAUCUCUGUCGCGUGGAGUGCCUGAGGGCGAUGACGAUGUCACAGAGGUACGGCCUUUCAAACGGGCACGGGUUGAAACUGAAGAGCCUGUCUCGGAUGAUCCAGUCCAGCAGAAACUCCAUGACAUCUUAUCGUUUGUAAAGAAAUGGCAUGACGAAUGGAAACACCAAGGAGGCUGGCUCUUCGACAAUCUCAGCGGCGCCAAUAAGAUCGCCACUGAACGAAGUCGCGAUACUGACAAGAAACUCGAAACUCUACAAGACAUUCUCGGACAGAGCAUCAACUCCGCAAGUGCAACAACCAUGUCGGAACUUUCCAAUAUAACCAAACUAUUGCCAUGGCUAGAGCACUGUCGGAAAACGCACGCUGACAAGGUCCAGGCGAGGGAGGAGAAGUGGCGAUCAAGCAGUGCGACGUUUCAUGAUCAAUCGAGGCGAGACAGAGAAUCCGCCGAGAAGCGACUGGAGGAGAAGUUGGAGGCUCAGAAAAGGCUUCUGGUCAAGAUUGCAGAGUCGAAUGGCAUUGAUGUGGACGAAAUUACGGACAAUCGGAGUAGAGAGUCCAGUCUUGGAGCGCAACUCACCGCAGAGCUGAACAUGGAAGCAACACGGGCAGAUGAGGGCGGGAGCAGAGCGAACAAAGGAGGCGGUCGUUCUGGACAACCGAUCAAUAUCGACGAUUGA